Molecule: messenger RNA, 477 nt
Organism: Parathielavia appendiculata
Lineage: Eukaryota; Fungi; Ascomycota; Sordariomycetes; Sordariales; Chaetomiaceae
Exons: 1
Coding region: 1-477 (158 amino acids)
Biological process (GO): vacuolar protein processing
Cellular component (GO): intracellular membrane-bounded organelle
Source: RefSeq, a predicted model, not a curated record
AUGGCCCAAAAAGCACGCAAAGACCGAGCCAAGUCCAAUGCGGCGGCUCUCAACAACCUCCAUCUCGGUUCUCUAGUCAUCAAUGGCCUCUUCCUGCUCCUGCACUUCGUCUUCAGGUCACGCUCUCUGCUGCUCUGGUUCAUUCUCUCGCUCCCCAGCUUCGUCUGCCAAUUUACGCUGGAAAAGACUGGACGCCCCAGAUAUGACGCCGAGACAAACGCGCUCAAGUCCUCGGGCGAGGACCUUGCCGCUCCCGGUCUGACCGAGUACUUGUUCGACGUCGUCUGGGUGACCUGGGCGGCAGCAAUCCUUGUGGCACUCUUCGGCAACUGGGCAUGGUUCUUAUGGGCUGUUGUUCCCGCCUAUGGCGCCUACAAGGCUUUCGGAAUGAUGGGCGCCGCAAAGCAGAUGGCUCAGAUGGGCGCCGCUGCAAAUGCCGCUCCCGCCGGCAACCGCAAGCAGCGGCGGGCUGCCUAG